AUGGACGCGAGCAGGGACUCCCUCGACGGGCCCGGGUUCGUCGUGGCGCUGGGGAAAUUCGACGCCAUGCACUUGGGCCACCGCUCGCUCGCGGAGGCCGCCGCGGACAUGGGGCACCCCUUUCUCAUUUCGUUCUGGGGCAUGGCGCAAGUGCUAGGCUGGGAGGAGCGCCGGCCCAUCGUCGCGCCGGUCGACCGCCCGCGCGUGCUGCGUCAGUGGGCCAAUCACUGCCGCGGCCUCGUGCCGCACCAGCGCUUCCUGCCCUUCGACAAGGUGCGCUCGAUGUCGCCGCGGGAGUUCGUCGAGCUGCUCGCGUACGACCUCGGCGCCACCGGCGUCGUCGUUGGCAGCAACUAUCGUUUUGGCCAUCGCGCGAAAGGCACCGCGGCCGACCUCGUCGAGCUCGGCACGGAGAUGGGGAUGCGCGUGCGCAUCGCGGACCUCCUCACGGAGCACCGCGCGGACGGCCCCGUCACGAAGCUCCCGGUGGUGUCGUCCUCGAGGGUGCGCAAGCAUCUGAGCAAAGGCGACAUGGACGCGGUGGCUGCGCUGCUCGGCCGGCGGCACCGCCUGGUGGCGACGAUCACGACGAGCCCGGCCGUCGCGACGGCUGCGGACCCGGGGCACUCGGACGGGCUGCGUGCGAUGGGCACCUCGAUGCCGGACACCGACAGUCAGUCAGUUACACUCCGGAGACGGUUCCCCCGGUCGGCCGGUGCGGCGCGAGCAGAGGCCGAAGCCCCCACCCAUGUGCGCCUGUGGCCUUUUCCCGCGCCGCGCAUGCUGCUCAUGUCGCCCGCGCAGAUCGCGGGGCACGCGAUCCGGUUUCCGCUGGACGCGCUGCUAAACGAGCCGCCCGGGCGCGCCGGGACGUACCGGGCGGGGGUCACGCUGUGCGGGGAGGGCGAGGAGAAUGGGACGGUGGGGUGUGUUCUGGGGGAUGUGGAGGUGGAAGUGGGCGACGGACAGCUCGUGAUCCCGCUGAACGAUUCGGGGGUGGACUGGGAGGCGGUGGAGAAGCUGUUGCAGGGCGGGGCGCGGCUGAACGUGGACUUGUGA
Molecule: messenger RNA, 1059 nt
Organism: Pedinophyceae sp. YPF-701
Lineage: Eukaryota; Viridiplantae; Chlorophyta; Pedinophyceae
Source: the annotation of a GenBank genome assembly